AUGAGCCAUCCCACCGAAUUCAGACCUGUCGCGCACGAGUUCUUCAGCAAGGGCUUCCAUGGAGCAGCAUUCGUCGGAGCAAAGGCCUCCGACGCUUUCUGGUUCUACCGAUUCGACUCAUCCUCCAUCGAGGUCCGCGACACCUUUACGUGUCACGACAAGGUCUUUGCCUCCCUCUCCAUCACCGAUAUCAAACAACGCUUCAGACACUUGCUCAGGAGUGACCAGAUCCAAAUCGUUAAUGUCCAGGAUGCAUAUGUUGGAGAAUCGCACACGAUAGUGUUUGUGGUACGGGAAGGCGACGAGGAUCGGGACCACGUCUUUAUCUGGAACCUGCUGACACUUCAACUCCAAUGGCUCGUCUCUCCACCGCGACUCUUGACCGCCGCAACAGUGACGCCACAGCAAGCAAUCAUGAAAGGCUACCAAGGACCCGCUUCGCCGACAUCGAUCAACCAGGACGAGGAACAGGAAGAAGACAAUGAGGAAGAGGAUCAUUCACAGUCCAAGGGGCGUAUCCAGAACAACCGGAGACAGCUUCUGGUCCUCGGACACCGGAAUGGAUGGGUAACCAUCUACAAGUUUACUGUCUCUGUCACCGGGCAAGUCUCCUGCAACAAGGAACCAGAACACGAGAAAUGGCUGGAAGAUGGAUCGAUUACUUGUCUUGCAACCCUUUCCAACAAGAACACAGGAGCCCGCCCCGUGAUCGUGGCAGGAACAUCAGAAGGAAAGGUCGUUGCCAUUCGAUACGACGACGCGCAGGAGGGCAACAAGCUGGAUUCUCUCUUGACCAUCAAGGAUCUUCACUCGAAGACCCUCCCCAUUACCAACCUCACCCUGGAGCCAACAAAGGAUGAUGGCCUGGAUCUUUUGGUCGUCGGACAGGGCUCUUGGCCAGGUAGCAGCAAGAAGAGCAAGGAAUCACCCGCCGUGUCAAUGUAUUACCUCCGCCUUCAGAAAUCGGAUUCUCGACUCUUGGGCUACGUGCGGCCACCGACAGUGGAAGGCGAGGUCUCGACAGGCGGAAGCACUUUGACGACUACAGUCUCUGAGGACACCAACGGUUGUCGCGUCCACUGCAUCUUCUCGACAGACUUUGAGAACGUGCCAUCACUUACCCACCUCGCCACGGUACAGAUUAACCAAAACGACGUACCAGAGCCAGAUGUCACGUCAAUGGACGAUAUUGGAGGAGGUGCUCUUUUGGAUAUCAGCCCACAGACCAACUCGUACGAGUUGAUGGUCCUGUACCUCAGCAAGCUCGUGACCUACGUCAAGGCAGCCGAUAUCGAAUCUAACCGGUUGGAAUCUGAAUGGGCUGAGGGGAUUGACGGGCCAGAAUCUGCACGCAGGGACAUGGCACCGCUCUACAACACAUUUUUCCAGGAAAAGGCCAAGUUUACAUAUAGCGACUCGGAACUGGCCGAGAUUGAACAGCGACGCAAGCAACUGGGCGGAAGGCUUUUCUAUGACCGCCUCUUGGAGUUUGUCGAACUCGAUGUCGGCAUGCUGUACCCUCCCAAGAACCACGCCCAACAACGCAACUUGUGGACCAACAUUUACUUCAACGGCAACCUCGAGGCUGACAACAGGAACUGUCUGGCGUACUACCUCUUGAAGAACCAGCAUGGAGAUAUCAGUGAGCAGUUCCUUCGGGAAUACAGAAUCCCAUCCAAGUUUGUCGAUCUCAUCAACGGAUUCUGGGCACUCGACCACUUUGACUUCAAGACUGCGGUGUUAUACUUGUCGAGGCCGGGACUGACGGUGGACUGGAUCGAGGACGUGAUUGAUGCCAUUGCAGAACAUGGAUCGCCUCAGUUGGCAAGACAAUUUCUCGUUGCGGCUGACUUGGACUACACCUCGGAGCGGUUCAUUGAUAUCAAGAUGAAAAUUAUGGUUGAAACCGAUUUUACAGAAGCUUUCUACUACCAGAGGUCACCUGUGGUCAGUCACCAUCCUGCCAUAGAAGGUCAACAGGUGGAUGAUCCAGCAGAUAGGAAGGAGCGUUUGUUCACUGCUUUGUUGGACCAUUGCUUCCUCGACAAACCCAACAGGAAGGCUAUACAGGUGCUCUCACAGUUGACAAUGAACGAGACCGAAGAACGAAUGUUCACUCAAUACUGCGACGGCCAUUCAGGACUGACGCGCGAGAUCGGACAAGAGUUCUUGAUCAUGUACUAUGUCAACCGCUCACGAUACAUGGAGGCGAUCCGGAUGCACCGCAAGCGAUUGGCCGUUGAGCGUGAAAUGGACGAAGCAGAGCAGUUCCAUCGUGAUGCGAUUAAUCGUCGCAACAGCCGGCAGUUAGGUGGUAAUCAGAAUGGAGAAAGCCCUUCCCAACUUACUUUGAGCAGGAGCCAGAAGCGACAGGUUUUGAUUGAUCAGUUGAUGAAGGUGUUGCCGGCCCCUGAAAGACUCAUCUUGAAACUCGAGAAGGAGCAAUCAAGCCACACCACUGCUUCUGCCGGAGCACGGACAGCCUUGUCGAGCCACUUGUCGUUCAACACCGGUCGUGAUGUGCAGGAAGAUCGCCGCGAGGGUGAUGUGAAGAAGCAGAAGCAGCAGAAGGGUGAGCUCGCAUCUGGAAGCAAGGGGAUUCUUCUGGCGCUUUUGGAUGAGACGGACGCGCCUUCGACCAGUCUAAAGGGGUUGGAUCUAGACUGGGCGACGAAGUCGUUGACUGGCGGGGAAAAGAGAGACGAGGCGGACGGUGGUGAUCGUGGCUGUGCUGAUGCGAUGUCGGUGGACGAUGAUGAGCCUGAGAUCGCCGCCAACGGUGCACUUUCCGAUAGGCCCAAGGACUCGAUUAUGGACCUCGAUUCUGAUUAG
Molecule: messenger RNA, 2832 nt
Organism: Linnemannia hyalina
Lineage: Eukaryota; Fungi; Mortierellomycota; Mortierellomycetes; Mortierellales; Mortierellaceae
Source: the annotation of a GenBank genome assembly